GGGAAAUGUCAACAGUGUAAAUACGCAGAUGUUACCGUGACUUUCAACACACAUUAGUGUGCUCCUCUCUACCAAUAACACUAUAGUAUAUUAUGCCUAAACCGGGCGUUAUAGCAGGUCUUGGAGUCCGUGCGAUUUAAACAACUAUUCCAAUACUGAAGGAAGCGAGCGAGUGGCUGACUAAGUAUGGCGCUGAUAAACACACUCUGUAUACUCAUGGUGAAAGCGUACUUAGUACAGACUUACUACUACCCAAGCAGCUGUACCUCUAGUGCAGACUGUGACCGGGGGCAAUGUUGUAGAGGAAGAACAGGCCAGGUGAUAGGAAUGGACACAACUCUUCCUCCAAUGACAGGUAUAUGUGCAGGAUUCAAUAACAACAUGCAACCGUUGGAUGACGGCUGCGGCUGUAACUGUGACAGAGAUUUUCUGUGUUACCGAGAGAUAACAGGUGUCUGUUGCGCUCCUUACACCUGUAGCGACGCCGACUACGUCAGAGAAAGGCAGGCUUUCUGGAAGAACUGCUUCAGCGAUCCUAAUUGCGCUCUUCCACCCGUUGUAAGACCCCCUCAAGAUGGGACGGGACUUACUGUUUAAAAUGACGAUACAAAUGAAGAAGAUAUUAAAACAACCAAAUGCAUCAAUUAUAAAUUUGAUUUAAUAUUUAUUUUUUAAAUAUGAUGCAUACUUUUAUUAGGGUGUUAAGAUGAUGGCCAUACAUAGGACUGUGCUUCAUAUGUCAUGCUGGAAAUAUGAAACAUAUAUAGAUGAUUUUAAAUAUAUAUUUUUCAUAUUUAAACUUCACCAAUUAUUGAUAAGUUUAUGUUGCUUAUAUCAACCAUUUCAAUGUUACUGUUCCUAAAUUUACCAACUUGACGAAAAUAAAAUAAACUAAUAUUACUGUUCUUUUUUUAAUGAUAUUCAACCGUGAUUACGCUACUAUGUUAUGAUUUGUAAGAAAUGUUACAGGAGAUCAGAAAUUGCUUAGCGUUUCGGGGAACCUAUGUUUAUGUCCUUAUUUGUUCUGGUUGUGAGGAAUUAUGACGUACUUCAGCCUGAUUUGACCCAAACGUGACCAACAUUAAAAUCAAAAAUGAUCUUGUCUACAUGUAUGUCGCUAAAUUUAGAUUCUUAACUUAGAUAUUGUAUAUCCUUAUGUCAAAAAUCUCGGAUUUUUGUUGUACAUUACCAUUUCUACAGGUCGUCAAAGUUGCUUCUUUGAACAAAUACGCAAUAAAUCAUGGUUGUUUCCAGUUAUAUCCGUUUUUUGACACACAUAGCUUGUAGGUAUUCAUUUUAGGCUGUUUAGCUGAUUCCGUCAUCAUAUGUUAAUCAUGACAUAGCAAUACACUAGGGGACAUAACUCUGUUUGACUUGACUGUACUUUUCAUAGACCAACUUAUUGCAGUCUACUUGGAUACUUUCAAGACGUUUUGAGCAAAAAAAACCUAUCAUACGGAGGCAUGCGAGAUAUAGAUAUAUUACCCAGAGGAUGUAGAAUUUAUGUCAGGCCAGCGGCCUCACCGAGGUUCUCAAACCGAAUUUUAAAAUUUCAAAACGUAAUGACUGAUCUUUUUCACCAAGGUCUAAUCAUUUGUUUUUGUUUUUGUUACGUGCACCUGCUUCUUUUUCAACACAUCAGUUCACAUAUUUGUGUUUUCACUUGGUGACAGCUGUUAGAUGAAAUACCUACCCUGGUUGACAGUCUCUUUUGCGGUGGAAUUCAUCCAAGUUUUUUUUGUAAUAAUGACCAAAAGCCACGUGCCCAACGGGACUGCGGUAUUUCCUUUGUUGACGUUGCGGAAUUUCAACAUAAAAGUGCACAGACCACAGCAGUUAUCUUAGAGUGUAUCAUUAUAUCAUUAUGAUGACAUGUCACUAACGCAAAUAAAUAAGAUUUGUAAAAUAAUAUCUACAUUUAGAUCAAAAAUUC
Mizuhopecten yessoensis (Yesso scallop) is the source of this 1933-nucleotide messenger RNA. RefSeq lists its product as uncharacterized. The transcript is spliced from 4 exons. NCBI's taxonomy places the organism in Eukaryota, Metazoa, Mollusca, Bivalvia, Pectinida, Pectinidae. The coding region runs from base 187 to 597 and encodes 136 amino acids. The record is from RefSeq and is a predicted model, not a curated record.